AGGCCCGCUCCCAUCCCCUGCGUCCGGUUCUCGUGCGUUGCUUCGCCCCAGCCCACACACCUCUGCCCCGGACCCAUUUCGGAGGCGGGGCCGAGGCGCCUCUCAGUCGGAGCCGCGAGCACGAGCGCGUGCCUACGACAGCGCGUGCCAGCCCGGUCGCGAGGAGACUCCGCCUUCCCGUCCCGCCCCCGCCGGCCUCCAGUCCUCCGACUACUUUCUGGGCGCUGAGCAGCUAUGGAGGUUCCCGGUAGCCUGUGCAAGAAAGUCAAGCUGAGCAAUAACGCGCAGAACUGGUGAGCUGGCGGCUGCUGAAACCUGCAUCCCUCGAGGGGAGCUGCCCGCAUCCCCUCCAGUGGCCUGAAGGUCUGCGGAGGAGGCAGAGGCAGGCGUCUUUGGUGAUAAGGACGGAGAAGAGAUAAAAGGUGAAUUAGACCAUUGGAAAGAGCGCUGGACUAGCGGCCUGGUCUCUGGUUCCAGCUUUGCCGUGUAGUAGUUGUGUGAUCCUGAGUAAAAACCCUCGACUUCUUUAAACCUCAGCUGACUUAAAGGGGAUGCAGAGGGCAACUAAUGUCACCUAUCAAGCUCACCACGUCAGCAGGAACAAGAGAGGUCAGGUGGUGGGGACCAGAGGUGGCUUUCGUGGUUGCACGGUUUGGCUAACAGGCUUAUCGGGAGCAGGAAAGACCACAGUAAGCAUGGCUUUGGAGGAGUACUUGGUGUGCCAUGGUAUUCCAUGCUACACUUUGGAUGGUGACAACAUUCGUCAAGGUCUCAAUAAAAAUCUUGGCUUUAGUCCUGAAGACAGAGAAGAGAACGUUCGACGCAUCGCAGAAGUUGCUAAGCUGUUUGCAGAUGCUGGCUUAGUGUGCAUCACAAGUUUUAUAUCACCUUAUACUCAGGAUCGCAACAAUGCAAGACAAAUUCAUGAGGGCGCAAGUUUACCUUUUUUUGAAGUGUUUGUUGAUGCUCCCCUGCAUGUUUGUGAACAGAGGGAUGUCAAAGGACUCUACAAAAAAGCACGGGCUGGAGAAAUUAAAGGUUUCACUGGGAUUGAUUCUGAAUAUGAAAAACCAGAGGCCCCGGAAUUGGUGCUGAAAACAGACUCCUGUGAUGUAAAUGACUGUGUCCAGCAGGUUGUGGAGCUUCUACAGGAACGGGAUAUUGUACCUGUGGAUGCCUCUUAUGAAGUGAAAGAACUGUAUGUGCCAGAAAAUAAACUUCAUUUGGCAAAAACAGAUGCAGAAACAUUACCAGCAUUGAAAAUUAAUAAAGUGGAUAUGCAGUGGGUGCAGGUUUUGGCAGAAGGUUGGGCAACCCCGCUGAAUGGCUUUAUGAGAGAGAGGGAGUACUUGCAGUGUCUUCAUUUCGAUUGUCUUCUGGAUGGGGGUGUCAUUAACUUGUCAGUACCGAUAGUUCUGACAGCUACUCAGGAAGAUAAAGAGAGGCUGGACGGCUGCACGGCUUUUGCUCUGAUGUACGAGGGCCGCCGCGUGGCUAUUCUUCGCAAUCCAGAGUUUUUUGAGCACAGGAAGGAGGAGCGCUGUGCCAGGCAGUGGGGAACAACAUGCAAGAACCACCCCUACAUCAAGAUGGUUAUGGAACAAGGAGAUUGGCUGAUUGGAGGAGAUCUUCAAGUCUUGGACCGAAUUUAUUGGAAUGAUGGUCUUGAUCAGUACCGUUUUACUCCUACUGAGCUAAAGCAGAAGUUUAAAGAUAUGAAUGCAGAUGCUGUCUUUGCAUUUCAGUUACGCAACCCAGUGCACAAUGGCCAUGCUCUAUUAAUGCAGGAUACCCAUAAGCAACUUCUAGAGAGGGGCUACCGGCGCCCUGUCCUUCUCCUUCACCCUCUUGGUGGCUGGACAAAGGACGAUGAUGUUCCUCUGAUGUGGCGUAUGAAGCAGCAUGCUGCAGUGCUGGAGGAAGGAGUCCUGAAUCCUGAAACCACAGUGGUGGCCAUCUUCCCAUCUCCCAUGAUGUAUGCUGGACCAACUGAGGUCCAGUGGCAUUGCAGAGCACGGAUGGUUGCAGGAGCCAAUUUUUACAUUGUUGGACGAGACCCUGCUGGCAUGCCUCAUCCAGAAACAGGGAAGGGUCUGUAUGAGCCAACUCAUGGCGCCAAAGUGCUGACCAUGGCCCCUGGCCUAAUCACCUUGGAAAUAGUUCCCUUUCGAGUCGCGGCUUAUAACAAGAAAAAGAAGCGGAUGGACUACUAUGACUCUGAGCACCAUGAAGACUUUGAAUUUAUUUCAGGAACACGAAUGCGCAAACUUGCCCGAGAAGGCCAGAAACCUCCUGAAGGUUUCAUGGCUCCCAAGGCCUGGACCGUGCUGAUGGAAUACUACAAAUCCUUGGAGAAAGCUUAAGCUGUUAACCCAGUCAUUUCACCUUUGACACCUCACUGAGUAACAAGAGGGGACCAUGUAGUUACUGUUGGCAUUUCUUUGUGGUGGUAUCUGUAUGAACAUGCUUCCUAAAAACAGACCCUUUUCCUUAACUAGCAUCAGUUUUGGUCUGCCUUAUGAGUUCUGUUCUGAACUAGUAUAACACACUGCUGGUUUUAAUGUAUCUUUUCCACUUACUAUAGUUAAAUAUUCCUACAAUAUAGUCUUUUUGUAUUAUAUUUAUGCUUCUGUCUCAUGAUUUUUUCAACCUGUUAUAUCAGUUGUAACCAAUAGUAUACACAUUGAAUCUCACUUUUCUUCUCUUGAAAAAAGAAAAAAAAAUCCACUAAACAAUAAACUUGGCUAGACCUUGUUUGGGAAUUUUACAAGACGUCUGUAGCAUUUAGAUUUUUUCUUCUACAUUGGAAGUACAGACUGCUUUCUUCCUUCCCAUCAGCUAUUGAUCUCUCAACUGUUAUAAUCUAAAGUAUGUUAAUAUCUGUGUAAGCCCUGAAUGAACUUUAUUCAAUAAAAUUAAA
Messenger RNA from Mesoplodon densirostris (Blainville's beaked whale), 2920 nucleotides. RefSeq names its product 3'-phosphoadenosine 5'-phosphosulfate synthase 1 (gene PAPSS1). Gene Ontology annotation, molecular function: sulfate adenylyltransferase (ATP) activity; adenylylsulfate kinase activity; ATP binding. Lineage: Eukaryota; Metazoa; Chordata; Mammalia; Artiodactyla; Ziphiidae. Bases 552 to 2363 code for a protein of 603 amino acids. The transcript is spliced from 14 exons. The record is from RefSeq and is a predicted model, not a curated record. Gene Ontology annotation, biological process: sulfate assimilation; 3'-phosphoadenosine 5'-phosphosulfate biosynthetic process.